Colias croceus (clouded yellow) is the source of this 1999-nucleotide messenger RNA. RefSeq names its product activin receptor type-1 (gene sax). Gene Ontology annotation, molecular function: SMAD binding; transforming growth factor beta receptor activity, type I; ATP binding. Bases 190 to 1899 code for a protein of 569 amino acids. Gene Ontology annotation, cellular component: plasma membrane; BMP receptor complex. NCBI's taxonomy places the organism in Eukaryota, Metazoa, Arthropoda, Insecta, Lepidoptera, Pieridae. Gene Ontology annotation, biological process: BMP signaling pathway; cellular response to growth factor stimulus; protein phosphorylation. The record is from RefSeq and is a predicted model, not a curated record. The transcript is spliced from 11 exons.
CCUAAAAUAAAUUUGAGAAUAAAAUGCGAAUAACUGCUAUAACGUAAAUUUAUAAAGCGUCAUGAAAUAUUAAAAAAUAAAAUUUACCUUUAUAAUUUAUCAGAUUAUUUUAAAAUAGUUCCAAGGUAUUUUAUUAAGUUCGUGUCGUGACCGAUUUCUUGCUUUGUUAUGAAUUAUGAUGAAUGAAGAAUGGCGGACGUUGUCAUUGUAGGAUAUUUAUUCACAUUUUUAUUAAUAAGUGCUUGUUAUGCUGGCCUUGCAGGUCUUGAUAAUUUGGAGAAAGAUGGCCUUUUCCCAAGCACACAAACACAAGCCGACCACCUUAUUCAAGAUGAUCCAAUUGAUAAUAAGAUGAUGGUUCACCAUCCAAGGUACAAAUGUCACCAAUGUGAGUCGCCAGAGUGUGACAAUGAGUCACAAACAUGUGACCUAGCAUUAUACUGCUUUAAGUCAACUGUGCGCACCUCUGAUGGGGAGUUGAGGUACUCCAGGGGGUGCUUCCAGAGGGUCGAUCACUAUCAGUUCACAUGCCAUAGCAAUCAGCCAUCGUCUGGCGUCCGCAAGCGGCAUGCUGGCCAGCUGAACGUGACAUGCUGUGCGGGUGACAUGUGCAACAGCGGCGCGUUCCCCUCGCUGGCGGCGGGCGCGCGCGGUGCUGCGGGCGGCGCCGGCGCGCUGUGGGCGGGGGGGCUCGCCGCCGCGCUGCUGCUGGCCGCGCUGGCCGCGCUGGCCGUGCUGCUGCUGCGCCGCACGCACAGAUUGCGGGUACUACAAGCAGCUCAGAAAUUGGGCAUGGAUUCCAAUUAUUUCACAAAUAAUUUGUACAGUCCACCAGUAGCAAGCGCUUUCUAUGAAGGCAUAGACGGUUCCCAGAAUGCAGUCCGAGCUGUAGCAGCCGGAGACUCCACACUCCGGGAGUAUCUCGAAACGUCCAUGAGCAGCGGCUCAGGGUCCGGUCUGCCGCUCAUGGUGCAGCGGACCCUGGCGAAGCAGGUCACGCUGAUUGAGAGGAUCGGGAAGGGUCGGUACGGUGAAGUAUGGCGAGGCGCUUGGUGCGCGGACAGCGUGGCCGUGAAGAUAUUCUUCUCGCGAGAUGAAGCCAGUUGGCGGCGUGAGACCGAAGUGUACAGCACAGUGUUACUGCGACACGAGAACAUACUCGCGUACGUGGGCAGUGACAUGACCAGCCGGAACAGCUGCACGCAGUUAUGGCUGAUCACGCACUUCCAUCCACUCGGUUCACUGUACGAGCAUUUAGCUCGAACUACCCUCACGAGGCAUCAAAUGAUGGUCAUCUGUCUGUCUAUUGUGAAUGGAUUAUUGCAUCUGCACACUGAUAUACAUGGGACACAGGGAAAACCAGCAAUAGCGCACCGCGAUAUAAAAUCCAAGAACAUCCUAAUGAAGGUGAACGGUGAAUGUUGUAUAGCGGACCUAGGGUUGGCUGUCACAAGGCAACAUGUAGCGGAGGGGCUGAUACAUAACCCCAGACAGGGCACCAAGAGAUACAUGAGCCCGGAGAUGUUGGAUCAGAGCAUGAACAUGUCGUGCUUCGAAUCGUACCGCAAGUGCGACAUCUACGCGCUCGGGCUCGUGGUGUGGGAGGUGGCGUGCCGUGCGAGCCCCGCGCGCGAGCCCCUGCCGCCGUACCACGAGCUGGCCCCGCACGACCCCAGCUUCGAGCUCAUGCGCAAGGUCGUGUGCGUGGACGGCGCCCGCCCCGAGCCGCCCCGCCAAACGCACCCGACGAUGGUCGGCCUAGCGAAUCUAAUGCGGGAAUGUUGGCACCAAAACCCGUCGGUGCGACUGCCGGCGCUCAGGAUAAAGAAGACCCUGUUGAAAUUAGCUGCUAAUGAUAAUUCCAUCAGGUUGAAUGAAGAUAAUGAAGUCUCUGUAUAGAUUACUAGCUGUGCCUCGCGGUUUUACUCGCAUUGCUCCGCUCCUAUUGGUCUUAGUGUGAUGAUAUAAAGCCUUCCUCGAUAAAUGGGCUAUCUAACAC